Molecule: messenger RNA, 1539 nt
Organism: Triticum aestivum (bread wheat)
Lineage: Eukaryota; Viridiplantae; Streptophyta; Magnoliopsida; Poales; Poaceae
Product: disease resistance protein RGA5-like
Exons: 5
Coding region: 1-1539 (512 amino acids)
Biological process (GO): defense response to other organism
Molecular function (GO): ADP binding
Source: RefSeq, a predicted model, not a curated record
AUGGUGCAUCUUAACAUCAUAAGGGCGUUGAGCCCAAUGAAGCAACCAGCUACAAACCUGUGUUUGGAUUUGGAGAGGCUAUUAAUGUUCUUCAUUGUUAUUGAUGACAUAUGGGAUUCAAAAGUAUGGAACAUUAUCAAAUGUGCUUUGCUUGAUAACAAUCAUGGGAGCCGAGUAAUCACAACUACUCGUAUUCUCAAUGUCGCCACAGAGACCGGUGAUAUUUACAAGCUAAAACCACUUUCUCAACAUUUGUCCGAAGAACUAUUGUAUACAAGACUAUUUGGUGGUAAAGAUAAAUGCCCUUUUGAUCAACCGGCUGAAGUAUCAAGAAUUUUUUUACAGAAAUGUGGAGGUGUGCCAUUAGCUAUAAUUACAAUAGCUAGUUUGUUGGCUGGUAAACCUAUGAAGAACUGGUCUAAAGUAUUCAAAUCUAUUGGUUUUGGAUCUGGAGAUAAUAAUACAGAUGUAGAGAACACGAGGAAGAUAUUGUCAUUUAGUUAUUAUGAUCUCCCUUGUUAUCUAAGGCCUUGUCUCCUACAUCUGAGCAUAUACCCAGAAGACUAUUUGAUCAUGAAAGACAAAUUGAUAUGGCAGUGGGUAGCCGAAGGUUUCGUCAAUGAGGAACCAGGGGAGCAAAAUUUUGUUGCCAUAUUGGAUAGUAAUGAAGAGCACACACCUUCACAAUGCAAUGCCCGCAGGUUAGCUGUCCAAAAGAGAGUUGUGCCUCUCGCUAACAUGAGCAUGCCAAAACUGAGGUCGUGUGAUCCCAGUGCGAUGCCAUCACUUUCAAACUUCCAGGUGUUACGUGUUCUAGCCAUGGAAAAGUGUAGUUUUGAGAGAGACCGUCCUUACCAUCUUGAGCAUCUUGGGAGGUUAUCUCAGUUGAGAUACCUGAGUCUAGAGAGCGCAUGUAUUAGAAAGCUCCCAGAAGAAAUAGGAGAUCUGAAGUUUCUGCAGACACUGGAUUUGAGGGACACUUAUAUAAAAGAGUUACCACAGAGUAUUGGUUUGCUAAGGAAACUCAAGUGUCUGCGUGCUGACACGGAUGGUGUUGGUAUAACAGUGCCGAAUUGGAUAGGGAACCUGACAUCCUUGGAAGUGCGAGCCUUGAAGGAUGCCAGCGCUGAUUUUGACUUUAUUGGUAGCCUGGAGAACCUCCCUUCGCUUCAGAGAGUGCAUGCUAGCAUCCGCCGCGAUAAUGCAUAUGUUUGUGAUAUUGACAAGGUAAUAGACGAUGACAAAGAGGAUGAAGAAAAAUUGGACUCCGAGCAGAAAGAACAAGAGCCCCACUCCCAUGAUGAUGACAACCAUCCCGGCCCCCACCUAACAGAGAGCAACGUUGACGCUGCUGGUACAUCUCCUCCGGUACCUGAGCGGCGACGGACGUGGAGGCGGUGGGCGUGCUUCGCUUGCCUUGACUCGGGCAGCAGCAGUUCCGCCGCUGCACCUGCCACAGCAGGUUCAGACCAGUGUGGAGCUUCAGGACAUGGGAUUGAUCAGGCAGCAAAGGAUGAUAGUGAGGCUGCCCAGCCCUGA